AUGCGCGAGGAGGAGGCGACGCAGGAGAGGAGGAAGACGACGAAUACUGCGCGCGUUGAGAAGAAGCACGAAAGAAUCAUCUCGAAAGGCGAAGAGAGCGAGAACGACGACGAUGAUUCAGAGGACGACGACUUUGACGGGAAAGACGACGACGAAGAGAAAGACGAAAAAGCGUUGAAUGCUACUCAUAACGAGAGAAAGAUGGUGAAGAACAACAACGACGAGGACGACACUCCCGUUUAUUCCGCCGAUGCCGCCGCCGCGGAUGCGCUCGCGACGACGACGAAUGAGACGACGGUUGAGAAGAACGAAACGAACGGCGACGACGACGACGCGACGACGAAUGAGACGACGAAAAGGAGGAGUCUUCGAAACGACGCCUACGCGCGAAAAAAAGAGCGCCUUCGUCAAAAUCGAUUCGGCGUUCCAGCGACGGCGCUCGUGACGUCUGUGGUGCACAAACUCCGCGAAGCGUCUCGAGCGUUGAUCGACCACUUGAGCAAAGGAAGAGACGAGGCGGAACGGAUAUUCGAGAAGAUUGGAAGUAGCGCGGAGGAAACGAAGUGCGCCGCGCACGAGAUUGAGAACGCGAGCAAAGAGAUCGACGACCUGUUGCACGCGCUCGUAGACGCGGGAGUGCGUGCAAAGGAGGAGGAGAAGGAGAAGAAGAAGAAGAAGAAGAACAUCAUUGGCGGCGGCGGCGGCGCGUAA
Messenger RNA from Bathycoccus prasinos, 711 nucleotides. RefSeq lists its product with no specific name. The record is from RefSeq and is a predicted model, not a curated record. The transcript has a single exon. Lineage: Eukaryota; Viridiplantae; Chlorophyta; Mamiellophyceae; Mamiellales; Bathycoccaceae. Bases 1 to 711 code for a protein of 236 amino acids.